Thecamonas trahens ATCC 50062 is the source of this 3286-nucleotide messenger RNA. Its product is annotated as glyceraldehyde-3-phosphate dehydrogenase. The record is from RefSeq and is a predicted model, not a curated record. Bases 28 to 3228 code for a protein of 1066 amino acids. Lineage: Eukaryota; Apusomonadida; Apusomonadidae. The transcript is spliced from 2 exons. Gene Ontology annotation, molecular function: NADP binding; triose-phosphate isomerase activity; oxidoreductase activity, acting on the aldehyde or oxo group of donors, NAD or NADP as acceptor. Gene Ontology annotation, biological process: glucose metabolic process; glycolytic process.
CAGCCGCAGAGCGUUGGGCCGGGCACGAUGAAGGGCUCGCUGGAUGCCGAGGCAGCCGGCGCCGCGCCCGCGGUCUCACUACACUGGCAGCCGCGGAACCGCAAGUCUGCUGCGGCGUCGAACGGGACGUGGGGCUUCCGCACCAAGUCGCGGGAUGCGCUUGACCGCCGCGCUGACCCGCCGCCGCCGGUUGGACACUACCGGCCCAAGGAUGCGGUGAUGCGGCCGCGAGUGCGGUCGGCAGGUAUGGGUUCGUCGCGGCGGACCGCAUACUCACGGGUUCCGCCGGCGUCGUCAGAGGAGAUUGCGGCAGCGGCGGCAGAGUGGACGGCGGUCAAGGAUGCGGCAGCGGCGGCGGCGCCGCGACAGAUGAUGCGGGCGCAUGAAGCAUCACUGGAGGACCCGGUCUUCCGGUCGACGGCUGUUGUCCGGCCGAGCUCGUCAGCAGGUAAGGCCGAUGUGGCGUUUGCCUCUCCCGAGGCGCUUGACACGCCUGCGCUAGCCCGCCCUCGCGAGCCGUGCCUUGUCGACAUGGACAAGCAGCCCGGGCGGAAGGAGCCCGGCAAGCCGCCGACGGUCGACACUUUUUACUACGUCAACGACUCGCUGCUCCGGCCGCGGACAGCGCCGGGCACCCUCGAGUUUGAGAAGCAACUCCCGCGCAAGCCGCUGCUGGAUGCGCCGCUAGAUCUGGCCUACGAGUACAUGGACCCGUCUGUGUCGGCCGCGCUCUCGGCGCGAUCCAUGGUGGACAUGGAGAAGCAGCUGUCACGAGCGGAUGUCCAGCGGGCAAGGGCGCCGCCGACCGACGCCUUUGACAUCCAGCCGCUGGGCCCGGAUGCGCCGGCGCUCUCGGCGAUCCGGCGCCACAUUCCCAGCGUCGACAUCGGCAAGUGCUUGCCACGCAAGCCGCUUGCCCCACGGGCGGCCAUCGAUACUUUCUACGACCCCAAUGUCGACGUACUCAAGCCGCGCACCCGCGACCAGCCGCGGUUUGAGUCGGUGCCCGGCCACCAAGCAUCGGCGCUCCCGGUCAAUGACCUCACAUACGCCGUCUCGUACGCCGCCAUCGAGCCGGCAGUUCCAUCGGUCAAGCUCCCGCCACGGGCGCGGACCGCAGCCGGCAAGUCCAAAGCCGGCCGACCGGCUACUGCUACCGAGGACGGCGGGCCCGGGGGCGCGACGUACGACCCCAACUACGCGUUUGUGGAGAAGCGCGUUCCAUCGGCGCUCGAGUUUGCCAAGAUGCCUGGCCGCAAGUGGAACGUCGACUCUUCGCAUGCCGCCUCCGCCGCCCCUCAUUCGUUCAAGGCCUCCGGCCCGGUACCAGACACCAUCCAGCCGCACGUCCCCUCACCUGAUCUGGCAAAGAUGGUUCCGCGCUACGCCAACGACGGGCGAUUUGCGCCUCUCCGCCUCAUCGACGUCACUUACGACGCCAAUGGCAGCAGUGCCACCAUCAAGAACCUAGUGGGCACGCUCAACACCCUCCCUUCUCACAAUGGUGUCCAGGUUGUCAUCGCUCCCUCGGAUGUCCAUGCUGCUGCCACUCGUGCUGCUCUUCGUUCCGAUUAUGCUCUGGCCGCUCAGGAUGUGGCUGCGGCUGGCCCGGGCGCUCACACCGGUGAGACUCCGGCAAGUCUGGCCAAGGACGUCGGCGCAGAGUGGGCCAUCGUGGGCCACUCGGAGCGCCGUGCUGAUCAGGGCGAGGACUCGGAGCUGGUGGCCGCAAAGGCCCUGGCUGCGCUGGAUGAAGGCCUCGCCGUCAUGGUUUGCGUCGGCGAGUCGCUCGACGAUCGCAACGCCGGCAACGCUCACAAGGUUGUGGCUGACCAGCUCGGUCCGCUCUUCCGCUCGCUCCCGGCCAACGCGUGGGAGAAGGUCGCCAUUGCCUACGAGCCGGUGUGGGCUAUCGGGACCGGCGAGACCGCCACUCCCGAGACCGCGCAGGACAUGCAUGCCCACAUCCGGGCCCUGGUCGCCGACUCGGUCUCGCCGUCGGUCGCCGCCACCGCCCGCAUCAUGUACGGCGGCUCGGUCAACGACAGCAACGCGCUCGAUCUUGCGCGGCUGGCUGACGUCGACGGCUUUCUUGUCGGCGGCGCGUCGCUCAAGGGUGACGCGUUUGGCGCCAUCAUGGCCGCCGGUGGGAAGGCCCUUGCCGAGGCCGCGUCGGCCUCUGGCGAUGACCUCUCCACCUUUGCCAAGGCUCGCGGUGAGCCGAUCCGCAUCGGCAUCAACGGCUUUGGCCGCAUCGGCCGCCUCGUGGCGCGCGCCGCUGCCGCCGACCCCAAUGUCACCGUCGUCGCCAUCAACGACCCGUUCAUCGACGUCGAAUACAUGCGGUACAUGGCGCAGUACGACACGGUUCACGGCACGUUCUCGGGCUCGGUGACGGCCGACACCGACGCCAACACCCUCAUUGUCGACGGCGCGCCCAUCGCUGUUCAUGCGGAGCGCGAGCCCGGCUCCAUUCCCUGGGGCGACUCGGGCGUGCAGUACGUCGUUGAGUCGACCGGCGCCUUCACCUCGGCUGCGGGCGCGGGGCAGCACCUGGAAGGUGGCGCCGAGCGGGUGGUCAUCUCGGCACCGUCGGGUGACGCGCCCAUGUUUGUCAUGGGCGUCAACCAGGACGAGUACAGCCCGGACGUUGCCGUCUUCUCCAACGCGUCGUGCACCACCAACUGCCUUGCACCUCUUGCCAAGGUCAUCCACGACGAGUUCGGCAUCGAGGAAGGCCUCAUGACCACCGUCCACGCCAUGACCGGCACCCAGCGGGUGGUGGACAUGCCGUCGGCCAAGGACUGGCGCGGCGGGCGCGCGGCGUCGGCCAACAUCAUUCCCUCGUCGACCGGCGCGGCCAAGGCCGUCGGCAAGGUCAUUCCUGCCCUCAAUGGAAAGCUCACCGGCAUGGCCUUCCGCGUCCCGACCACCAACGUCUCGGUCGUCGACCUCACCUGUCGCCUCGGCGCAUCCACCUCGUACGACGCCAUCAAGGAGGUGGUCAAGGCCGCCGCCGCCUCGCCCGAGCUCGCCGGCAUCCUCGGCUACACCGACGACGAUCUGGUCUCCUCCGACUUUGUCGGCGACACCCGCUCGUCCAUCUUUGACGCCAAGGCCGGCAUCGCCCUCUCGGACAACUUUGUCAAGCUCGUUGCCUGGUACGACAACGAGGCUGGCUACUCGCAGCGCGUCGUCGACCUCAUCAAGCACACUGCCUCGGUGUAGCCAACGACAAAAAAGGUUCACCCUCCACCGAGAAACCGAUAAAUCCUUCUCUUUCCCA